Bemisia tabaci is the source of this 2988-nucleotide messenger RNA. It is a transcript of the gene RNaseZ, whose product is annotated as ribonuclease Z. The record is from RefSeq and is a predicted model, not a curated record. Gene Ontology annotation, molecular function: 3'-tRNA processing endoribonuclease activity. Gene Ontology annotation, biological process: mitochondrial tRNA 3'-end processing. NCBI's taxonomy places the organism in Eukaryota, Metazoa, Arthropoda, Insecta, Hemiptera, Aleyrodidae. Gene Ontology annotation, cellular component: mitochondrion.
GUUCUCCGUGACAAUUUUCAAAUUUUGUGUAACUGAAGGGACUCUACUUGUAACUCUUGUAACUUUUUCUGUGUGACGAAAUUAUGUGAAUAAAUUCCAAUUUCUAUAAUUACCGCUAAAUAUUUUAACUUCCUCCAGCGAGGUUGAAGCUUACAAAUCAACCUCAAAGCUUUGAAUCACAGUGAUAAAUUAAUGCAGCCCUAUUACAUCAGAUGCACCUACACAUGUGUUUCGGCGAUCGGCAGUGUUAUUUUACGGUUUAAUACCCCACAAUCGAAGCGUCACCUUAUCAUGCCGAAAAAUUACAGUCAUCAUGAAGCUCUGAAAGAACAGAGAUUGGCUCGGAAGCAGAAACUACAGAAGUACAUUCCCGGCACUGUGAAAUUAUACGUUCUCGGCAGUGGUUCUAAAGGCUCACCCAAAUCUUUGUAUCUCUUUACUGGUGUUAACAGUUAUUUGUUCAAUUGUGGAGAGGGCGUUCAAAGGCUGGCCAAUGAACACAAACGGAAAUUGAGCAAACUUGAACAUGUUUUCAUCACUAGGCCUGCAUGGAGCAACAUUGGUGGACUGCCUGGUUUGGCACUCACUGUUCAGGAUGUUGGCCUUCCUAAAAUUACGCUCCAUGGGCCUGACGGAUUGGAUAUGAUAGUCCCUGCGACAAGGAGGUUCAUUGUUCUAAAUCACCUAUCUGUUGAGGUUGCAAACUGUUCGCGCUUUGGAGAAUUCGAGGAUAAUAUUCUCAAAAUAAAGUAUGUGUCCUUACCUGCUGGUGACUCAGUUUUCAAUGAAGCAGAUUUAAAAUCUUCAAAUCAGGCUGAACCUCCAAUUCUGAUGGAGGAUGAUACUGAUUACUAUGGACACGAAAGAAGCCCACAAAGUGAGAAGUCAAACUCGCACGACAAUUCCAAAAGUGAAAAUGCUUUAAAAAGAAAGGAUAUUGCACAAGCUUCUCAUCAAGAGGCAAAGAAAAUGAAAACAUCGUCAGGCAGCAUAACAAUGGCGUUUAUAUGCCAGCUAAAUCCAAAACCGGGUGUCCUGAAUGUUAAAAAAUGCGUUGAACGUAAUGUACCGGUUGGACCUUUGUUGGGUUUUCUGAAGGCAGGGAAAAAUGUCACCUUACCCAGUGGAGAAAUAGUCAAAGCGGAAGAGGUCAAAGGACCAGAUGAUCCUGGCCCAAUAAUAAUUGUUGUUGAUUGUCCCACAGUUGCCUUUGUAGACUCAUUGAUCAAUGAGAGUAGUUUUGAAAAGUAUCAGAAAAAUGGAGAUAAAGAUGACAUAGCUUACUUAGUUGCACAUUUCUCUCCGCCAGAAGUGAUGAAAGAUCCCAGGUAUGAAUCUUGGAUGAGGAAGUUUUCGCCCACCACAAAACAUCUCCUCCUCAACGAAUCAAAUCACUGUAUGGGGAGCACAGCUGUGCAUGAAGUUCAACAAAAGCUAAAUCUCUUUGAUGCAAAUGUUUUCCCUCUGCUAAAAGACACAAUGAUUCGUUUGGAUCAUUCAGAGAAUGAAGACGGUAGCAAUUCAUCAAACGGACACAUCCCGAAUCCUAGAUUGAAUGAAAACAUUGAUUCUGAAACUGUGAUAGAUGGUAGCAGUAAUGAUGAUAGUAAUACGAUCAAUGUAUCUCAUUCAGAAGGAUUGAGUGAGUUGUCAAAAGCACAAGUUAUGAACUCUGAAUCCCUCUCAAUCGUUCAAGGACGGACCCUGCUGUGUGCUGAGUUGCGCCCAACCUUAAAUGUGGAUACGGAAUUUUGUCCUGUACUCACUCCAGAAAAAUAUCUUGAGGAGGCGUUUUCCAUCGAUGGAUUUAAGGAGAAAUUAGAUGAGUUUCAUGAGAAUUUGAAAAGCUUGCCCACAGAUUCAAGAGACUACCCAAGAGUGUUAUUUUUAGGCACGGGUUCCUCUGUUCCAAAUAAAAUUAGGAAUACAAGCGGUAUAUUACUGGAAAUCAAUGCCGAAGCAUGCAUGCUGUUAGAUUGUGGAGAGGGCACCUACAGUCAGUUGGUGAGAUUCUUCGGAGAAUCGGACUCUGAUCGUAUCUUAUCAAAGCUGAAAGCUAUUUACGUCUCCCACUUGCAUGCAGAUCAUCAUCUCGGACUUAUCGGAUUAUUGCAAGCAAGAAGAAAAGCUCUUCCAAAGGAGAAUUUUUCUCCCAUCUUUCUAAUAGCUCCUCAUCAAAUCAUGAGUUGGAUGACUUUAUAUCACUAUAAUUUUGAGCCUGUUCUCAGUGAUUUCACUCUGAUACCCAAUGUGGACCUUAGCCCCACAAAUGGAUGCUCAGAAAUGAGCGAGGAGAGAAAAGCCCUCCUGGAGACAUUCGGAUUAACUCUAAUUCAAACUAUUGGAGUGAAGCAUUGUGUCCAUUCAUUUGGAGUUUCUCUGACACAUUCCUCAGGCUGGAAAAUGACUUAUUCAGGAGACACCAUGCCUUGCGAUAGUCUAGUUCAAAUAGGGAUGAACUCUGACUUGUUAAUUCAUGAGGCAACGAUGGAGGAUGAACUUUCUGGUGAGGCAUUAAUUAAAAUGCAUUCAACGACAUCUCAAGCGAUUGACAUUGGUCGGAAAAUGAAAGCAAAGUUCACCCUUCUCACCCAUUUCAGUCAGCGCUAUGCAAAAAUACCCAACUUGACUAAUCAUUAUGAAGAUGUUGGAGUAGCGUUUGACAACAUGCAGGUAAGAUUGAGUGAUUUGAAGAAACUGCCUCUGAUGAUACCAGCAUUACAGGUGCUAUUUGGCGAGUAUUUAGAAGAAAUGAAACAAAAAUCCCGGAAACGGCAGUUAAGGGAAGAAAAGAGGUAUUCAAAUUAGACAGGCCAAAUUUUUUUAAAGGAAAGUUCUUUUCCCACUGAUUCUGUUAUUAAAUUUCAAAGUGUCAAAAACUGCAAAUACUUUAUUGUUCAGCUGAAUUUUCUGUUUAAGCCAGUUUUUUUUUUCGUUGCACAUGUAACUUAAGUAUGUAAAAAUAAUAAUGUUCUAUUUUAUAUUCUA